Molecule: messenger RNA, 1197 nt
Organism: Ogataea haglerorum
Lineage: Eukaryota; Fungi; Ascomycota; Pichiomycetes; Pichiales; Pichiaceae
Exons: 1
Coding region: 1-1197 (398 amino acids)
Biological process (GO): maturation of SSU-rRNA
Cellular component (GO): cytoplasm
Source: RefSeq, a predicted model, not a curated record
AUGUCCGAGUCUGAUUAUGAAGAUGAAUUGUCAGAAUCUAAGGCUUUUCUCGGUUUUGUUGAUGUUCCCAUCUCUGAAACUGAACGGCCGGAACUGGAGGAUACCUUUAUUGGCGGCAAGCCUAUCUGGCUAAACCCAAAAUCUCCACCGCCAAACGAGUUACUUCAGUGCAAAAGUUGCAAAGAACCGAUGCAUCUUUUGCUCCAGUGCUACGCCAACCUUGCAAACACUUUUUACGACAGGGUGAUUUAUAUAUUUGGGUGCGACAAGGCACGUUGCAGAAGAAAAAGUGGAUCUGUCAGAGCUCUGAGAGCACUUUCUAGAGAUCCUGACCUUAUUAAGAAAAGAAAACAGGAACUAGAAGAAUUCGAAAAUAGAAAAAAAGUAGCACAGCAGAAGGAAGCAGAAACUAAAAGCAAACUGGAAUCUCUUGCGAACAGCCUUUUUAGCCCGACAGACUCGACUAACGCGCAGUCGAAUCCAUUUUCAAAUCCUUUUGGCGAAGAAUCAUCCAAUCCGUUCGGACAACCUGAGAAAAAGGAGCCCGCAAAACCAACUUACGCUGAAGUGACAAAGCCAGUCGAGAAGUCACAGCUGCAAGUCAGCGCAGAGCCGAUGAACCUCCCAGCUUAUCCUGGAUACAUAUUGUAUGUUGAUCAAGAAACUUUUGAUCUAAGGAAACAAAAAUUGCCUCCCCUUCCAGAGGUCGACGCGGCAGCUUCCGCCCAGGCCCCGCAACCAAAUCCUUCAAAUCCAUCAAAAAUACCAACUUUGGACGAAAAUGUCUCUAAAAUGGUGGAUGACCCGACAUUCCAGCAUUUCUCGCACAUUGUUUCAUUCAAUCCUACACAGGUACUUCGUUAUGACCUCAAUGGAUCACCGUUACUGUACUCUUCAAAAGACGAUGUGGCCAAAUUGUUUUAUGAUUCCAAUGGAAGACUCCGUCCGCAAGCAUUGAUCCCUAAUCCUCCCUACAAUCCUUCCUCAGAAAGGAGAUUUGAAUUGCAGCUGAUGCCAAAGGCUAUUAUCGAUCUUGAGACUGGAACUGACGACAUAAUGAGCGGAAUGGAGUGGGGAACGAUUAUUGUGGCCACAGACUUGAUGGAUUAUAUUCCCGACCACUUGUUCGAUGAAAACCAUGUGGGGUACGUGGAAGAAUGGUGUGGAGUUCAAUGGGAAGAAGAAUUAAAACUAUAA